Scylla paramamosain (green mud crab) is the source of this 1775-nucleotide messenger RNA. RefSeq lists its product as uncharacterized. Lineage: Eukaryota; Metazoa; Arthropoda; Malacostraca; Decapoda; Portunidae. The record is from RefSeq and is a predicted model, not a curated record. The transcript has 3 exons. Bases 193 to 1239 code for a protein of 348 amino acids.
CGCUCGCACCACAAACACCGCGGUGUAGGUGACAGUGACAAGUGUUUUGACAGCUUCCUCCAGUAUCUGCAGUUCCUUUAUCUCGGUCUUUUUGCAUUGGUUGAUUCAGUUUGUGGCCAAGACUCGCGGCUUCUAUUCACAUACAAGUACACAUCCAAAUCCAACCAAGAAACAACAAAACAAGACACGAAAAUGGCGGCAACAGAAAUUAUGAUUAUAGUGAUGAUGACAGUGAUAAUGGGCGUGGCAGAGAGCAUCCCCAUGCCAACAUCUAUGGAUCACGGUUUCCCUGACGCCCGCACCACCACCCACGCCCGCCACGGCCACCUCCUGCACGGGAUGUUGGGCGACCUGGAGUCCUAUGUGUUUGAUGAUGUGGUGGAGUUCUUGUUCCAGCAGCUGGGAGAGGAGCUGCCCCAAGCAAGGAGCGGCUACAACAAACCUCACCACAACGACGGCGGAGACUACUACCCCUUGCCGUCAGAAUACCCCAAGCGCAAGGGCACUGACCAGUCUUGCAUAGCCAUCACAGGAUACAUAGACAGCAGCAUCAUUUGCCUCAACAUCUUCACCGCUCUGUCCAUCGCUGGCCUGGCUCUCCUAACACAAUUUCUAUUCUAUGCGUGUGUGUCUAACCUCUGCCCGGAGGUUAUGAAUCAAAUAACUAGUAAUGGUACUAGCGGUGGCGGAGCAACUAACAUCACUAACAUCAUCACUAUUGACACUUCUAACGAUGUGUCAGUAGAACAGAAUGACAACAUUGACAUCUUUCCUCCCUUCUUUCUUAGGAACAGGGACGAUUUAGUGGAGGAAAAUGGGGAAAGGAGUGACCUGGACGUGGAUGCAAAUCUGGGUAAGGAUGGCCGCAGGAAUGAUCUUCGUAGUAGGGAAGUUAGGAAUGAGCAAAGCAAAAAAGGAAACAGUAGAUUUAAGGUGACUAUAAAUGGUGUAGAGCAAGAGGAUGUGAAUGGGGAUGGGGUGUACAUGCAUGAAGGAAGGGAGGUACUGAGGAAACAAACGCAGGAACAUAAUAAGGAAGAAGCAGAAGGGAAGACACUAGACCAGGAUGACACACAGGGACCAGAAGACAAGGAAGGAGGAAGGAGCUUCACUAUGCAUAUCUCGCAGGACAGUCUCAUAGGAAGACUCUUGUCGUGGGGCAACUGGGGCCUCUCCUUGCCUUCCCUGCGGUACAACACAAACAUCUGUCCCAUGCUGGGUCGCUAUGUACAAAGCUAAGAAGUCUACAUCUACGAAACUUAAAAAAAAAAUAUUUAAAAAAAAAUUAAGAAUGUGGACGAUAAGUGGACAUGAGUAGGUUUUAUGGUGGGACUGCCACGUACAGGUCUGCUGGCUUCUUGCAGCUUUCCUUACUUUCUUCUGCUUUUACGUUCUCUUUUUACCAACACAAGAACACAUAUUUGUGAGCAUCUCAAAAAUAACUGUAGUUUUACGAUACCAGAGAGAUUGAUUGAUGCAAGAGAACAAGAGUUACUAGGAAGAGGAAUGCUAAUCAGCAUAGGCCCGUUUACUAAUCAAUAUCAUCACCAUCUUUGUUGUUGUAUAAUUAUAUAUAAUGACAUUUUUAACGCCACCACAAUCGCUACAACACUGACAGUACACGUAUGACCAAGAGUUGAAUCUGUGGACUUGUUUAGCAACUAUUUGCAGUGGACAAUAUAACAAACAACUCUAUUGACGACUAUGUAGUAUUUAUUAAUCAUUUAUGUAUUUAUUGAUACGUUUAUAUUAUAUUGGUUAGGUAAGGUAUGUAU